ACUGGAACAGUGAUGAAACGCUCCGCGCGCAUUGCACGCGUCUGGUGUGAUGCGCGCUCAUCACGUGCUUCAGCUCGAUCCAUCCAGCCGCUUCGAGCAGAACAAAUUAUCUCACCUCUCAAGAAAAAACCUUUAAGAUUGACGUCAAAAAGAUUAAACUAUUCGGACACAUCGAGCUGAACGCGGAGGAAUCGGAUGUGAGUGGAAGUGUUGGGAAACCUCCAGGUCAGGACCAAGUGCAUUUCCUCGUCUCCGGCAGCCCGUGGGAAGUUUCUUUCCAUGUGAAACCCAUCUGACACACAUGAUCUGCUCCAUACGCACUCAUUCUGGACCAGCGGGGACACUUCCAUAUCCAUAGAUUGUAUAACAACCAACAGAAGACGAGACUGGAUCGUAUAGGCUAUUCCUAUAUGAACUGUGAGAUUUGGGGUGCAUGCAUAAAUGCCAAGAAACUGCAUUAGAGAGAUAUCGACCAAAGAGAACGAGAUUUUUUUGUGGAAAAUGGACCCGCCGAAUAAGGAGAUACGGUCACCGGAGAACGGCCCCAGCUCAGCUCGGCCCUGUUGCUCAAGCCUCAAGAUGUUCCUUGUGGCCUUGUCCUUUGCCUACUUCGCCAAGGCAUUAUCUGGAAGCUAUAUGAAAAGCACAAUAACUCAGCUGGAAAGACGCUUCGACAUCCCCAGUUACUUAAUAGGUGUCAUUGAUGGCAGCUUUGAAAUAGGUAACUUGUUAGUGAUCGCCUUCGUGAGUUACUUUGGUGCCAAACUUCACCGUCCGAAGAUCAUCGCCAUUGGCUGCCUGUUGAUGUCACUUGGGACAUUUCUGAUUGCCUUGCCGCAUUUUAUAAUCGGACGCUACAAGUUUGAAACAUCGAUUGGAUCAUCAGUGAACUCCACCAGUAACCUCUCUCCAUGUCCAGUGAGGUCUAGCGUCCUGGCCGUGGGUCCCAGCGCUUCUUCUGCGCCGAGCUCAGGUUGCGAACACGAGUCCAUGUUAUCCAUGUGGAUCUAUGUUUUCCUUGGGAAUAUCUUGCGAGGAAUUGGUGAGACCCCAGUGCAACCUUUGGGAAUCUCAUACAUCGAUGAUUACGCUCUGGAGGAGAAUGCAGCCUUCUACAUCGGAUGCGUCCAGACGAUAUCAGUCAUCGGUCCGGUGUUUGGCUACCUGCUGGGGUCCGUCUGUGCCAAGAUAUACGUGGACAUUGGAUUUGUCAACAUGGAGAGCAUUAGCAUCACCCCGGGAGAUGCACGCUGGGUAGGCGCCUGGUGGCUGGGAUACCUUAUUGCAGGAUUCAUCACCCUGCUCUCAGCUGUGCCAUUUUGGUUCUUGCCCAAGUCUUUGCCCCUGCCAGAGAAACGGCUUGCCAAAUAUUCUCCAGAGCGGACCAGCUUCAUCAAAGACUCGCCCCUGCUGGAGCACAAGUACCACGCAGACGAGCCAGCGAACUUCCUAGAAAUGGCCAAAGACUUUUUGCCAACGCUCAGAUCCCUUUUGGGGAACCCAGUCUACUUCUUGUAUCUCUGCAUCACCAUCAUCCAGUUCAAUUCUUUGAUUGGUAUGGUGACAUACAAGCCAAAAUACAUCGAGCAACAUUACGGACAGUCAGCGUCCAAAGCCAACUUCUUAAUGGGAGUGAUCAACAUCCCAGCCGUAGCAUUGGGAAUGUUCUCGGGGGGAGUGAUCAUGAAGAAGUUCAAGCUGAGCAUCAUGGGAGCAGCCAAGUUUGCGCUGGGAACGUCUCUCCUGGGCUACUUCCUGUCACUUUUCUUCUUCGCCAUGGGAUGUGAGAAUGCCAGCGUGGCCGGCAUCACCAGGUCAUACACUGGGGAGGAAAGUCUGUACAAAAUGGACAGUUCUCUCUUAGCGUCUUGCAACACAGACUGUCAGUGUCCCGAAACAAACUGGGACCCCGUGUGCGGUGAGAACGGCCUCACCUACUUCUCCCCCUGCCUGGCUGGAUGCCGGACGUCCCAUGGCUCUGGACUGGACACGGUGUUCGAGCAGUGCAGCUGUGUAGCAGUCGGGAAUCAUACGGCCAGUGCAGGUCAGUGCAACAACAGAGACAGCUGCCAUCGAGUCUUCCCCUACUUCCUGGCUCUGUCUGUCAUCACUUCCUUUAUCAUCUCGCUGGGCGGAACACCAGGAUACAUGCUGCUCAUCAGGUGCAUCAGACCUCAGCUGAAGUCUUUAGCUUUGGGUUUUCACACACUGACGACACGCACUCUAGCUGGAAUCCCAGCUCCUAUAUACUUCGGAGCCAUCAUAGACACCACCUGUCUGAAAUGGGGUCAGAAGAAAUGUGGUGGGAGAGGAGCCUGUCGAAUCUACAACACCACUGCCUACAGGAUAGCGUAUCUAGGCCUGACACUGGGUUUACGGACCGCUUCCUUCUUCCUGUGCAUUCUGGGACUGGUGGUGUUACGACGGCACGUUAGGAGGCAAGAGCACAUGACGCUCACAAACGGAGGAACAGGGGCCAUGGCCGGCGAACUACAGGCCCUCAGGAAAGAAGAAAACAACAGCUGUAACUCGAACCAAUGCCCGCAGACUACAGAUUACGACCCGGAACGGGAGACGCGUUUGUGACGUACAUGCAUGCACACACACGCCUGCACAGGGAGCAACAGGGCCGUGAUGUUUCACUUUCAAUCGGACUCAUGUAAAUGAUGUGAAAUAAGUUGUUUUUGAUAUAGUAGAAGUAUUUCUUGAAUGUACAUGAUGUUUUGGGGAAAAAAAGAAGAAGAAGAAUGUCUUUCAAACUCCCUAACUUGUUGGGAUUUAAUGUAAAGAUGCUUUUAGAAGCAUCUGACGCCCUAAAUAGAGGCAAUUAAGCAUUGGAUCUCCUCUCAUUUAGGCCAUCGUCGUGCACAGGCCCUAUAAG
Molecule: messenger RNA, 2881 nt
Organism: Carassius carassius (crucian carp)
Lineage: Eukaryota; Metazoa; Chordata; Actinopteri; Cypriniformes; Cyprinidae
Product: solute carrier organic anion transporter family member 1C1-like
Exons: 15
Coding region: 442-2586 (714 amino acids)
Biological process (GO): sodium-independent organic anion transport; transmembrane transport
Cellular component (GO): membrane
Molecular function (GO): protein binding
Source: RefSeq, a predicted model, not a curated record